AGGUCCCUUCUUUCUGUCAGUUUGUAUUUACGAUUGUCGAAAUCAUGUGAAAAUAAUUGUGAAUUAAAUAGAAACACUGCCUGUUUAACCGUAAUAAUUGAAUUCUAUACGGGAGCAUGUUUCUAAUUUUGUAUGUAUAUUAUGUGUAGAACGCCAUUUUUGUUUUGUCACACGUAGUUCAAUAUCCACGUUAUAAUAAGCUAUAAAUACAACGGGGUGUUGAAACGAUUACGAAGUAUAUUUUGUAUAUUUAUCAAUUAAAAUAUGGCUUUUUACACUUGCAAUCGAUAUAGAAUAGUAAUAUUUGUAUUAUUAGUGCUGAUAAUAUUUCAACUAAUUCGACUCUUAUCAGAUAAACCCGUGGCGAUACUGUCUGGGUCUGAUUUAUUGAAGCUAGAAGACGAUGCUUACAAUAAGCAUAAAAAAGAUAAAGUAAAAGUGAGAGUAUACUAUGAAGCUUUGUGCCCAGACUCAAAGUACUUUUUUGUAAAACACUUGGGCCCGGUGACUGAAAAAUUGUCCGACUUUUUAGAUAUUACUUUAAUUCCGUAUGGUAAAGCUCAGACCAAAGAAGAAGAUGGUAAAUAUUAUUUCCACUGUCAGCAUGGCGAGGAGGAAUGCUUUGGUAAUAAAGUACAUGCAUGUGCCAUUGAGCUGAUUGGCAACAUGACAGAAUAUGUGCAGUUCACUGACUGCCUCUUUUCAGUUUUUGAAGUAGAGGCUGCUCUUAAGAAGUGUUCAAAUAAAUUCAAUGUGGAUAAAGACCAAAUACUCCGUUGCGCUAACAGUGAACAUGCUUCAGAAUUAUUAAAGAAAUAUGGUGAUGACACACAUAUAAUUGAGCCUGGUUUCAUACCAACCAUAUUAAUAAAUGGCUCCAAAGAUAAUCAGGGAGGUAUUUUGAAAAACUUUUUGUUAGAAGUAUGUAAACGAAUUGACAUGCCAUUACCACCACCAUGUUUGUGACGUCACAUAUUUUCCAGAGCAAAUAUGCAACAUAAUAUUUUAUGAAGAAUUAUUCCUGUUAAUAAAAUAAUUUACUGUAAAAGUAACUAACCAAUUCCAAAUUAACUAACUAAUUGAGGCUCAAAUCGAAGUGUUGCUGGUUUUUUUUUAAUUUAUAUUUUAUUGCACAUACAAUCACAUUGAAAGAUACAAAACUUACUAUUAUUUCCUUAAGAGUUAUAGGUUUAAGAAUAUAUUUUGCUUUUAUGAUAAAUGACGCAGCUGAGCACAAGAACUUAGAAAUAUUAUAUUUAACAAUUUAAAAAAUCAAAAGAGUUUAUGAUUCAUAUAACAAUAAUAUGCAAAGGUUGUGUAUUGAAAAAUUUACUGUAAGUACUCUGAAUUAGUAUUAUGUGUUUCCUUUUUUAGUUAUAUACAUUUAUUAAUAUGUAUUUGUAUUGUAUAUCAAUGAUUCAAUUGGCUCAUUAUUAUAUUGUGCAUACUUCCAUAAAUUUAAAUAAACUUGUUAGUAUGAAAGUAAUCAGUCAUAUACCUACCACUUGAUUAAAUAUUGUAAUGCUCUUUUUGCAAUAUUUAAUAUUAUAAGAAAAUUAUGACCACUUUUGUGAAUAUCGUUUGAUAAUUUUAACAUUUUUUAAAGUGACACUUAUAAUUGAACAGAAAAUAUUUUACAUAAAUAAGAUCAAAUAUAGAUGUUGUGACACUGACACGUGCUACAUAUUUUUUUACUAGAUGUAGCGAUUGUCGUAGAAAUUAUGAGAUCGUAAUUUCUACGACAGAGAAUUUCGUUUUCCAUUUACACACAUAAAAUAAGUCUGCAAAUAUGAGGUCACAUGCCCAUUUAUAUAGAUAUAGCAUCAAUAAUAAAAUGGAAAUGCAAGUAAGUUGUAUUGUAAGUACUAAAUUCAAUAAUAAUAGUUACGACAUUAUUUUACUUGCUUUAUUGUGUUGUAGACUUUUUGUGGUAACCUAAGCAUCAUAACGCUUUUUACUAAUCAUUGUUCUUUACACUUAUGGAUGUAGGUACGCUCCUAAUGAAAACGAUUUUAUAUUAGUUAUUCGCUAGUGUGCCAAAUCGUAUAAUUAGCUAUAUGUAAUAGGCUACUUACUUUUUAUACGUUACUUAUUGGUAGUGGAACUUACGUUGUCAAUUGUGAUUCUACCACUUAAAGCUCAAGGAUAGGGAGCUAUCCUUCAGUUUGGAAGACAAUAGUGCUACUUUGCGGUAGAAGUCACGCGGUUUAUUAUAUUAUGUUAUUGUUACGCAAUAAUGAUGGGUCAAUUCGGGCAAAUAUUAUUAUAAACUAAUGUAAGUUCUGAAUAUGUAACUCUCGUUAUUGGUAAGAAAUAGACAGGAGAUGUAAUUUUAGUUUAGAGCUGUUAACUCUUAAGGCCUCGUGUACAUCAAAACGUACAUAAUAUGUGUAGUGAUUCAGACCCAGACAAUAUUAUUCCUAUGAUCAUGCCCAGUGCACAUUAUAAUGAAAAAUACGGCAUUCGAAUUUAGCGCUAUUUAUUGUACACACACACACAAGUUUUUCAUACAAAACUUAGAACAUACUUUACAAGCGUGUUUUGUACAUUAAUGGACAUUGGGCGUUUAGCACUUUUCCCAUUGUACUUUGCUGGGUCUUUGGAGGUUAAAUUUUCACAGUUUCUUAUAAAUUUACUUGCGAUGCAAAUGCAUGCAAUCAAAAAUCGAGGGCUUUGACUAAUCUAACACUUCAAAAUACAUCGGCAUUUUUUGUCCUUUUACGUCUAGUAGAUUUUGCAAAGAUGUCUAGUAGAUUCUUUUAUCGUAUGCCAUUCUGCGUGAAAUAAAGAAAAAAUAUUGUACUAACGAGUUCCAUAAGAACUACAUAAUUAGAAUCUAUACCAACUUUGUUGUACUAAAUUAAUGACUCUAUAUUAUAUUUACUAACGUAAAUAAUUGGGUAAUUUAACGAAAAAUUCAUAUAGUGGAAAUUAUUCUAGAAAAACUCUGAAAAAUAAUUCCAAUCUUUUGAA
Hyposmocoma kahamanoa is the source of this 2973-nucleotide messenger RNA. RefSeq names its product gamma-interferon-inducible lysosomal thiol reductase-like. The transcript has 4 exons. The record is from RefSeq and is a predicted model, not a curated record. Bases 265 to 966 code for a protein of 233 amino acids. Lineage: Eukaryota; Metazoa; Arthropoda; Insecta; Lepidoptera; Cosmopterigidae. Gene Ontology annotation, molecular function: oxidoreductase activity, acting on a sulfur group of donors, disulfide as acceptor.